Meloidogyne enterolobii is the source of this 599-nucleotide messenger RNA. Lineage: Eukaryota; Metazoa; Nematoda; Chromadorea; Rhabditida; Meloidogynidae. The record is from the annotation of a GenBank genome assembly.
CUGCUGAAUUUAGUCCUCUAUGUUAUCAUUGUGGUAAACGCGGACAUGUGGUAUAAUAUUUUUAACUUAUUUAUGAGGGGGUAUGAGUUACUUUCAUUACUUCUAAAUUACUUUUCCCGUCUGACAUGAGACUGGUUCCGAGUUCCCCUAACCUAUAGACGUCGACGUGAACGUAUUAAAAAUGGGUACAUCCCAAUGUACGCAGAAUAUAAUUUUGUUCAGACUGGUCGGAUCCGCGACGCUUUGAGUUAGUAUGGUUCUAUUCAGCUCGUUAAUACGCAUCAAACCAAACCAAGGCUUCCGGAUCAGACCACUUAAAUUAGAAAGAAGUCAUGGCUCUGCGGCGAAGGCUUGUCUUUUUGCUGGGGGUUUGCGUGGAACUUCAACUUCUUAUCGUCGGGAGACGGUGACCACUGUACAACAAACUGAGAAAGAGGGAGAAGAAGGCAAAUCAGAAGAGAAAGUGGUUGUUCUUGCUGAAUGGACUUCGAAAACUGGUGGAACUUAUACAGAUGAUGAAUGUGAAACGUCGGAUACUGGAGAAGAAGUUGUUGGUGUUGAAAAAUAAAUUCAUGAAAUUUACAGGAGAGAGAGGUUUU